CGCACUUCUUAUAAAGCUGCUAGGGAGAGAGCAGCCUCUAUUACAUAAAGCAGGCAACAUGGUAUCAGUCUGGAAAUGGGUCUUGGCAAACCGAAAUUACUUCAUCAUCUUCCUCACACCUUUGUUCCUUCUGCCCCUGCCAUUGGUGGUGCCCUCUACGGAAGCAAACUGUGGAUUUAUAAUCAUUAUCAUGGCAUUAUAUUGGUGUUUUGAAGCUCUCCCCUUGGCUGUUACUGCUCUCCUACCAGUUGUUCUUUUCCCUAUGAUGGGCAUCAUGGAUUCCACUGAGGUGUGCAGUCAAUACCUGAAAGACACCAACAUGCUGUUUGUUGGGGGGCUCCUGGUUGCAAUAGCAGUUGAAAAAUGGAAUUUACACAAGCGUAUAGCCCUGAGGGUGCUUCUGAUCGUUGGAGUCAAACCUGCUUUCUUGAUUUUGGGAUUUAUGAUAGUAACAGCCUUCUUGUCUAUGUGGAUCAGUAACACUGCCACAACUGCCAUGAUGAUCCCUAUAUCCCAGGCGGUGCUAGAUCAGCUUCAUAACUCAGAGGAGAAGCUAGAAGAUAAUUAUUUGGAGAAUCUUGGCGACACCUUAAAGAAGUCCAUGGAUGACUUUACUGAAAUUGUGGAAGAUGACAUGAAAAAUCAGCCAUAUGACAUUCAACUGGAGAAUUCCUCAGAAAUGAAAGGGAAGGGCUCUUUAGAUCCAGCAUUUGUCAAUCACGAGAAGGAAAGUGAAUUUUCAACAGAUGCUGGCCCCACCAUGAUUGCAUUAGAUAAUGGUAAACCAAGUGACACCAAACAACAGAACAGGCAACAAAAGCACUUAAAUCUCUGCAAGGGCAUGAGUCUUUCUGUGUGUUAUUCUGCCAGUAUCGGAGGCGUUGCUACUCUCACGGGUACCCCACCAAACCUUGUAUUGAAAGGACAAAUAGAAGAGGUGUUCCCAGGGAACGAUAACGCAAUCAAUUUUGCUUCUUGGUUUGGAUUCGCCUUUCCAGCAACAGUUGUGUUACUUGCCUUAACGUGGAUCUGGCUUCAGAUUAUGUUUCUUGGAAUUAACUUUAAACAAAAUUUUGGUUGUGGUGGGACACCAGAACAAAAGGAAAAAGAGAGAAGAGCUUAUGGGGUGAUUUCCUCGGAAUACCGAAAUUUGGGCUUUAUGAGCUUUGCGGAGGUCUGCGUUCUGGUUCUCUUUGUUUUGUUAGUGAUUCUGUGGUUCACAAUGGAUCCAGGUUUUAUGCCUGGCUGGGCAACAAUCAGUUUUAACAAGGGCGGAAAAGGUUUUGUUACAGAUACAACAGUUGCUAUGUUCAUUUCUCUUACAAUGUUUUUCUUUCCAUCGGAGAUGCCCUCAUUGAAGCGUCAGGACACAGGACAGUUAGGGGAGAAGGCCAGUAUAAAAGUCCCCCCUCCUCUACUAGACUGGGCCACCAUUAACCAGAAGAUGCCUUGGAGCAUUAUCAUCCUGCUGGGUGGAGGGUUUGCUUUGGCCAAAGGGAGUGAGGUAUCAGGAUUGUCAUUAUGGAUUGGGGAGAAACUGACACCAUUGCAAAACCUGCCUCCAGCAGCUACAGCCUUCAUAUUGUGUCUGCUGGUUGCUGCAUUCACUGAAUUUACCAGCAAUGUAGCCACUACUACUUUGUUUUUGCCCAUCCUGGCUUCAAUGGCUAAAGUAAUCAAAAUCAAUCCAUUGUACAUCAUGAUCCCAUGCACUCUUUCUUCCUCUUUGGCCUUCAUGCUACCAGUGGCCACACCACCCAAUGCCAUAGCCUUCUCAUAUGGACAACUCAGGGUUAGUGACAUGGCAAAAGCUGGACUUCUUCUGAACAUCCUUGGUGUGCUGACCAUCACACUGGCCAUCAACAGUUGGGGCUAUUAUAUAUUUAACUUGGGAACCUUCCCUUCGUGGGCAAAUAUCACAGAACACUCUUAAUGCACAUUCUAUGGGAAUAGAAAAAUAUUAGUAUAAAUUACCGGUACAUUACAUUAGAGGCUAAAGGAAACUGAAAUGUAGAUAUAUGACUUCAUUGCCAUAUGAACUUUAUCUUCCCCGACAGUGCAUGUGUUAUUUCUCCAUCCUAACAGUGAACACAAGGUCUAAGACCAGAUUAAACUUGCUUACUAUCACUACAGAUCUCAUAUUCAUUGAACUAGAAGGGAUUAGACUUUAAUGGUCUAUUGGAGAACUGGUGCAUGAAUUACACCCAUGUUAAUGCUACAAGUUGAAAUAAUAAAUAUAGGUGCAAUGUAAA
Molecule: messenger RNA, 2252 nt
Organism: Pelobates fuscus (common spadefoot toad)
Lineage: Eukaryota; Metazoa; Chordata; Amphibia; Anura; Pelobatidae
Product: solute carrier family 13 member 2-like
Exons: 12
Coding region: 59-1933 (624 amino acids)
Biological process (GO): transmembrane transport
Cellular component (GO): membrane
Molecular function (GO): transmembrane transporter activity
Source: RefSeq, a predicted model, not a curated record